AUGCCUUCUUAUAAUUCAUUCCAAGGUAAGUUAAGGGUUCGUACUUCAAGAGGGCAAUCUUAUAUAUACGAGCGCAAAUACCAAGACUUGGCUGAGGUUACCGCGAGAUUCCGAAAUGUUCAAGCCAGUCUGAAGAGAGCCGCUCAGCAACAAGCUAAAAAUCCGCAUGCUAAAUUCGGAUUGACCCAGUUCAGCGACUUGUCCAUUGAAGAAUUCAAGAGAUACAAUGGAUACAAGCGCACAAGUGCUCGCAGAAACGGUCUGUUUUCUGGCAAUUUAUGCUUUUUCCCUAGGAUGAUCAGACACAUUACUUAAUCACAAUCUAAUUUUAGAUCCCCUCCCAAGCUUCCAAUCCGGCAUCACUCCCGACGCUUUUGAUUGGCGCGAGAAUAAAGGUGUCAGCCCCGUUAAAAAUCAAGCUUUGUGUGGAAGUUCCUAUGCUUUUGGAGCGGUCGCCGCCAUUGAAAGUCAAUACCUCGUCAAGAAAGGCCAGGAGCUCGACCUGAGCGAAGAAGACGUUCUUCAAUGCACUUAUCAUGCCCCUGAGUACGGCAACAAUCAAGGCUGUGUUGAUGGAGAAACCGAGGCAAUCCUGCGAUAUGUCCGCGACCAUGGAAUCGCUUCCGAAAGGACUGAUCCCUACAACCCCGACGCCGACUUCCCCAACUGCAAAAAGGAUGAGCCUGUCGUGGCCAAUCUUAGCCAGGCCAUUCAAGCCAACAAUGUGGACGAAGCAGUCCUGUUGAGAGACAUUGUCUACCACGUCGGCCCCGUUGCUGUUGGUAUGUUCUUUUUUGUCUUGGCAUUUUUUGUUUUGGCUAUCCAAAUUAAUGAUCUUUUUAGUCAUUGACGCUUCCAAACUGGUCGGCUAUGAGAGUGGAAUCAUAUCAGGUACACAAGGGCAAUGGAGAGUUAAUCGUGCUGCCCUUCUGGUUGGAUACGGUGAGGAGAAUGGUGUGAAAUACUGGGCAUUGAAGAACUCUUGGGGCGAGACCUGGGGGGAAGACGGAUUCUUCCGUAUUGAGAGAGGGAGCAAUGUCAUGGGCAUCACCGAAGAGAUCGACAUCGCCAUCCUUUGA
Messenger RNA from Bursaphelenchus xylophilus (pine wood nematode), 1079 nucleotides. Lineage: Eukaryota; Metazoa; Nematoda; Chromadorea; Rhabditida; Aphelenchoididae. The record is from the annotation of a GenBank genome assembly.